CACGGUGUGAAGUGUAAAAUGUAUAAUAACAAAGCAAAUACCAAGCGAGUGUCACUUUCAGAUUCAUCAGAAUCUGUUUUGGUUUCCCUGUCUGUUUCAGUUGCACUGCAUGAAGACAGAUUCAGUUUGUCAUCACUGCUGAUGAGGGGCUCACCAACAUCACUGCUCAUAUCCUUGUCAAGAGCAGGCAACACUUAGGCUGUGAAAAACUAGGGAAGCCAUUAUUACUGGGUACUCCUACAGAGAGAAAGAAGAAUCUGCCAUUUACUGUAAUGUUUAAAUGGAUGUGAAAGAGGAGGUGUGUGAGGCUGACAUGAAUAUCAUGGAGGAGAGGACUAUAAAUUUUGAAGAGGACUGUGAGUGGGAGAGUGUUGACCCUAAGCAGAAGAGUCCGAGCAUUAAGAAAGAGGACUGUGAACUGGGGUCAAUGAGUAUUAAAGAGGAGGAUGAAGGGGAGUUUGUCAGCACUGAGAUACACAACUAUAGGAGUAUGGAGAGUGUCAAGGAAGAUGACCUUCAUUGUGGACAUUAUGGAGAUCAAGAUGGAGCAGUGACCGGGUUAGUCUGUUCUCAGAGCAGACACUCUUCAUCUCCCGAGUCUUCUAUUAAUGUAAAAUAUGAAUCAUUACAGUAUGACACAAAGAAUGAAGAAAUGUCUACUCCUAGAACUCGGCGAGGUCAGUCACCACCUAAGACAUCAUCUGAAACAAGAAUCAAACUUCACUGCUGUUCUGAAUGUGGAAAACAGUUUUUACUGAGGCAGUAUCUUCAGCGCCACCAAAGAAUUCACUCAGGAGAGAAGCCAUAUUGCUGUUCUGAAUGUGGAAAACCGUUUUUACUGAGACAGUAUCUUCAGCGCCACCAAAGAAUUCACUCGGGAGAGAAGCCAUAUUGCUGUUCUGAAUGUGGCAAACAGUUUUUACGGCGAAGCCAUCUUCAGCGCCACCAAACAAUUCACACAGGAGAAAAAUCACAUUGCUGUUCUGAAUGUGGCAAAAUGUUUUCAUGUAAAAGCUAUCUUCAGAGCCACCAAAGAAUUCACACUGGGGAGAAGCCAUAUUGCUGUUCUGAAUGUGGGAGAAAGUUUUCACAGAAAAGCCAUCUUCAGCACCACCAAACAAUUCACACAGGAGAGAAGUCACAUUGCUGUUCUGAAUGUGGCAAAAAGUUUUCAUGGAAAAACUAUCUUCAGAGCCACCAAAUAAUUCACACAGGGGAAAAGCCAUAUUGCUGUUCUGAAUGUGGCAAAAAGUUUUCAUGGAAAAGCAAUCUUCAGAAACAUCAAAGAAUUCACACAAGUGAGAAGCUGUAUUGCUGUUCUGAAUGUGGAAAUCAAUUCUCUUCCCAUCGUUAUCUAAAGAGUCAUAUUACAACUCACCCAGGAAAGAAGCUGUAUUGCUGUUCUGAUUGUGGCAAAAAGUUUUCAUGGAAAAGCUAUCUUCAGAACCACCAAAAAUUUCACACAGGGUAGAUCCUGUAUUGCUAUUCUUAAUGUGGUAGUAAGUUUUCAUAGAGAAGCCAUCUUAAGCGCCACCCAAGAAUUCUCCUAGGAGAGAAGCCCUAUUGCUGCUUUCAAUGUGGUAAACAAUUAUGUCUCAGUAGUUAUCUUCAGAGAUACAUUAGAACUCACCCAAGAUAGAAGCUGUGUUUCUGUUUUGAAUGUUGCAAAAAGUUUUUACAAAGAAGCUUUCUUCAGAGACAUGGACUUUUGCACAUUAGAGAGAAAAGAAAUGCAGAAACCACCCCCACCUUGUCCACAGAUGAACACAGUACAAUAUUCUAAUCCACCGCAGAAGAAGAAAGAAUUCAUAAGGGUUGAUGAAAACAAAAAAUGAACAAAUUGGGAAAACUAUAAGUAAAGUGGUAAAUAUACCCUUUAGACCCAUCUUAACAAAUUACAAUCCCUUCUUAUACUCUGCAAAAAGAAGCCUUAGUAGGAACAAUGCAAGUUCUAUUCUGAGUCUUUGUGGGAAACUUAAGAGAGGGGGAAGUUAAGCAGUGCAAUGAGACUGUCC
Molecule: messenger RNA, 2015 nt
Organism: Erpetoichthys calabaricus (reedfish)
Lineage: Eukaryota; Metazoa; Chordata; Cladistia; Polypteriformes; Polypteridae
Product: gastrula zinc finger protein XlCGF8.2DB-like
Exons: 3
Coding region: 281-1471 (396 amino acids)
Biological process (GO): regulation of transcription by RNA polymerase II
Molecular function (GO): RNA polymerase II cis-regulatory region sequence-specific DNA binding; DNA-binding transcription factor activity
Source: RefSeq, a predicted model, not a curated record